AUGGCCCCGCCGCCGCCGGCCUCUCUCCCACUUCCGGCAUGGGCGGCGGCCAACGCCCUCUUCCGCCGCCAUCCCCGCCUUCUCCCGCUCCUCCUCCCUUCCGCCUCUCUCCGCGCCCUCCUCCCCGUUCUCUCCCACUGCCUCGUCUCCGGCCUCGCCGGCAACCCCUUCGUCGCCUCCCGCCUCCUCCUCGCCUCCUCGCGCCUCUCCCUCCCCUUCUCCCUCCUCCUCCUCUCCCACCUCCCCGCCUCCUCCCUCUCCCCGUUCUCCUUCAACUCCCUCAUCCGCGCCUCGCCUCCAGGCCCCGCCCUCCGCCUGUUCGACCAAAUGCGCCGCCGAGGCGUCCCCGCGGACACCUACACCCUCCCCUUCUUGAUCCACGCCUGUUCCGGCGGUGACCGUCCGCUCAGCCAGUCCCUGCACGGGCAAGCCAUCCGCUUCGGAUACAGCACCCAUCUCUUCACGCAGACGGCGCUGAUGAACGCCUACUUUGCAUGUGGCCUGCCGGCGCACGCUCGCAGAGUGUUCGAUGAAAUGAACGCUCCUGAUGUCGUUGCGUGGACUGGCAUGGUGUCCGGUUACGUGGACUCCGGGAUGCACCCUGAAGCCGUUCAGGUCUUUCACGAGAUGCGCGGUGGCGGCGCGGAAGCUGUAGAACCCAACACGGCCACACUAGUGUCGGUUGCUUCCGCGUGCGCCGGUCUGGGCUCCCUGGACCAUGCCAAGUGGCUGCAUGGGUACGUGGAGAAGGCGGGAUUGCAACACAGGGUGAUUGUGACGAAUGCCCUGAUGGAUAUGUAUGGGAAGUGUGGCAGCUUAGAGUCAGCUCGUGCUCUGUUCAACCUGAUGCAUGAGAAGGACCUGCAUUCAUGGACGACGAUCAUUUCAGGGCUGGCUUCUCAUGGGCAUGGCAGAGAAGCGGUUGCUUUGUUCUUUAGCAUGCGGGAGGUGGGAGUGCUGCCGGAUUCGACCACGUUCGUUGUGGUCCUCUCUGCUUGUAGCCAUGCAGGGCUGGUGGAUGAGGGGGUACGCAUCUUCAGUUCCAUGGAGAGUGACUACAAGGUCACCCCGGAUAUCAAGCACUACGGUUGCAUGGUGGAUCUCUUCAGCAGGGCAGGGCUCCUUUCACGCGCUUAUCUGCUUAUCGACACCAUGCCUUUUCAGCCAAACUUGGCAAUUCUCGGAGCAUUGCUGAGUGCAUGCAGUGUCAGUGAUGAAUUGGAGAUUGGGGAAUUAGUUCUCAACAAGAUCGAGUCUGUUUGCUCCUAUAAAGGAGGUGCCGGUGUGCUUCUGUCCAACAUAUAUGCUAACCAGAACCUGUGGCAUGAAGUUGAUUCCAUUAGAAGGAAGUUAAGAAAUGGCGCUAUUCCCAGAAAGCCACCUGGUCAGAGCUUGGUUGCAGCAGAAGUUCCUUUCAUGAGUUUGUGAUUUGGAAGUGAGCAUGUCCACUCUCAGCAGAGAUUCUCUUAUUAUUUGACAGCUCUCAAAGUGAAACCCAUUUCAGAGUUUUAAGCUGUAGCUCUUGAAGACACAUAUGCUGCCGUGAUUUACCAAAAUGAUGGACCUAUCCAACCUCAUCAUCUUCAAGUCUAUUUGUCAUCAUUGUUGCCCUUGCUUGCCAAAAUGGCUAAUUUUCGAGCAGCCUGGUAAGAAAAUUUUAUCAGUUGCUUUUAUUACAAGGCACUGCUUUGCAUAUCAAUUAGAAGUGUGUCAUCCAUUUUGUUACCAUGGUGAAAUUGCUGUGGCUUUUACCGUCUUCGAGUCUCUUUCUCAUCAUUGUUGCCCUUGAUUGUAAAAU
Lolium rigidum is the source of this 1798-nucleotide messenger RNA. RefSeq names its product pentatricopeptide repeat-containing protein At5g56310-like. Gene Ontology annotation, molecular function: RNA binding; protein binding. The record is from RefSeq and is a predicted model, not a curated record. The coding region runs from base 1 to 1428 and encodes 475 amino acids. Gene Ontology annotation, biological process: RNA modification. Lineage: Eukaryota; Viridiplantae; Streptophyta; Magnoliopsida; Poales; Poaceae. The transcript is spliced from 2 exons.